Pelodiscus sinensis (Chinese soft-shelled turtle) is the source of this 1856-nucleotide messenger RNA. Lineage: Eukaryota; Metazoa; Chordata; Testudines; Trionychidae. The record is from RefSeq and is a predicted model, not a curated record.
GUACAGUCAUCUCAUAGGGUUUGCUAUUUUGGCAGGGCUGGGAGGCUGCAGACACUCUGCAUUUCUCCAGGGAAGCGGGGUCAAUGAGGAUCGUAGGGAAUUGAUGGGUCUCUACCCCACAGGGUGUACCCUGCUCUGUGAUUGCUGGAAGCUGCCGAGGACCCAUUCUCACCACCGGAAAUGUUGAUCCUGAGCUGCUCCUCCAAGCUUCGGCUGCUGGAGGGGACACUAAGGAGGGGCCUGCCUGAGACACUGCUGGUCCACGGUGCUGUGAUGAACAUAAACCGUGGGAACCCGGCUGGACAGGAGGUGCUGGUGGAUUCGUGGCCUGAGUUCAAAGUCGUCCUCACUCGACCUCGCAGAGAGGUGGCAUCGGAUGACUCUGAUUUCUACACCAACACGUGUGCAGUGCACUACCGGGACCUGGGCGCUUGCCGCACCCUGCUGGGCAGCGCCAUCAACUGGGACCAGGCCUUCUGCAUCCAUGGAUUCCGUGACGGGCUCUAUGAGGCCUCCAGGGACAUUGCAGAGACCAAAGGGGCCAAGCUGGACGUGCUCCGCUACUUCACCUACCUCCACUCGGAUCCCAGCUCCUUGCCCGAGAUCCGGCUGGACCCGGCUCUGAGGCUCUCGCCCCUGGAUGUCUCCCAUGUCGACCUGCUGAAUGAGACGUGGCUCUUUGGGGGGAAUGAGAGGAGCAGGAAAUACCUGGCCAGCCUCAUCCGCCACUUCCCCAGUGCCUGCCUCCUGGAUGCCACCGGCCGCCCUGUCAGCUGGACAGCUUCAGAUGCAUUUGGUGCCAUGGGGCCCGCCUACACUCUGCCACAGCACCGGAGGUGUGGCUAUAGUAUGGUGCUGACUAACUUGAUGGCCAAGCAGCUCCAUGCUCUAGGCUUCCCCAGUUACGGCAACGUGCGGGUGGAGAACUUCGAACCACAGAAAAUGUUGGAGCGACAGGGCUUCCAGCGCCAGCCAAACUUGUGCUACUUCAUCCUCCACAACACAGCACUGAACACAGACCCGACGCUAACCCCCAGGCCAGCAGGCGAGUCACCAGCCUAGCGGCCCAGGGCAGCUCACAAGGGGAGGGCAGACAAGUCUGGGAAUCAUUGGUAGGACAAGUGGAACCACUAACAUCUCCCACCUCCAGCCACACAGGCCUUGCCCCUCCCCAGGUUUGCAGGAUCUGUCCAACUCUGAGCCCCAUAACCUUCCCUUCUUGGCAGACUCUGCUCUCCCACCCCAUACACAAAGCAUCUGCUCUGCUUCUUCUCCCCUGCUUUCCUUGAGGGAGCUUCUUGUGUGUAUUGCCUCCAUCUGCAAUGUGUCAUCCUCUCCGCAAACUGCCAGAGACCUCACCCCAAUCUCCCUCUCACCCCGUCCCUCUCCACCUUCCGUCACAUCUCUGCUCACGGCAGCCUGCUCUUCUCAGAUCUUCCCCCCCCCUCCUGGACGGGACAAAAACAGUAGCUGUAAACAGGGUGGCAGGAGCUGCUCCAUUGGCCUCCUUGAGCAGUGAGUUCUGGCCAUAAUGCUUCUAACAGGGGAUCCAAAUGGUUGUUCCUCAUGGCUACAAGCCAGCCCGAGAGUGCUCCCUUAUCACGGUUUCCCUCAAGGGACAGCCUGUCUCAGUAACUCAAGGGUUAAACUCCUUAAACCAAACUUACUGAUUAUCUGCAAACCAAACUUCACAAUCCCCAAGAACUCCUGGCCUGAGGUUACACCCCAAAGCAACCCAGAAUUGUUAGAUUCAGCACCACUGAGAUGAGGUGCCCAAAUUCCCUUAACCCCACCCAGUCAUUGGCUGAUAGCAGGAACCAUUUCAUGCUUUGUCAUCCCAGCUGCAAUUAAACCAA